AUGCUGAUGGGGAGCGGGACGGCGGCGGGGCUGCUGGAGUUCGCGCUGCCGCAGGGCGGACGCGGCGAGGCGACGGCGGGGUACGAAGGGGAGUACGAAGCGAUGCUGGCGGGCAGCGGCGAGGGCUACAUCGACGAGGGCGGCGCCAUGCUCAUGGAAAUGGACGCGGCGCGCAGAGCCGGCGCGCAGCCGGGCAAUGCCGCGCAGCAGGGAAGUGCUGGACAGACCGGGCAUGGCGGAGAGGCCGGCGGGGAGGCGGACCCCGCGGGGGAGAGCGCGGAAAACGAGACGGGCGUGUGGACGUCGACGCUGAUCGAACACUCGCAGAGCCGCGUGAAGAAGGGGAAACGGUGUCCCGUGUGCUCCACGCGGUGCGGGAACAGCUCCAAGUUCUGCAGUGUGUGCCACUCGCCGUUCAAAACCAUCUCGAAGACGGGUAGGGUCGGGUUCCCGCGGGGAUGUGUAGUGAAGCGGUAUCGGUGCAGCGUGGAGGGCUGCGGCGCGCUGUUUCACUACGAAAGCCAGCUGCUGGCGCACAUGCGGACGCACAACCACAUCAAGGCGUUCCAGUGCAAGAUCUGCCAGAAGUUCUUCGCGACGAAGAGCGGUUUGACAUGUCAUCUUCGCAUCCACAGCAACGAAAAACCGUAUCUCUGCGAUGUGGAGGGGUGCAAUAAGCGGUUCCGCACUUCCUCUCAGCUCCAUCAGCACCAGCUCCAGCACACGGGCGAGCGUCCGUUUAAAUGCGAUUUCCCCGGGUGCAACGCGGCGUUCCGAACGAAACGAAUGCUGGAGCCGCACCUCCGGUCGCACACCAACGAGCCGUCUCCGCACAAGUGCAACGUGCCGGGGUGCGGGAAAGUGUUCAAGUACCGGUCGGGACUGCUGGCGCACAUCAAGAGUGCGCAUGACCAGAAGCACGCGCUGCGCUGUCCGGUGAGCGGCUGCCAGCAGCAGUUCAUGAACAAUGCGCAGCUGCGCGAGCACUACGAGCGGCAGCAUCCGAAUCUGCCGAAUUCGCUGUAUGAGUCCCGAAUGCCGUCGUCUCUUCCCUACAUGCAGAUGUCAGCGUUGUCGAUUGAGGGAAUGGGGAGGGGGAUGAUUCCGACGAUGCUUCAGCAAACGACAAACGUGCCGCCUAUCUCGGUUCGCGGGUCGGGAGAAAUGCGGUCUGAUAAUGUGAUUGCGGAAAUACCGAUGAUGAACGACGUUAUGGACAAAUAG
Messenger RNA from Blastocystis hominis, 1224 nucleotides. RefSeq lists its product as hypothetical. The record is from RefSeq and is a predicted model, not a curated record. The coding region runs from base 1 to 1224 and encodes 407 amino acids. Gene Ontology annotation, biological process: regulation of transcription by RNA polymerase II. The transcript is spliced from 4 exons. NCBI's taxonomy places the organism in Eukaryota, Bigyra, Opalinata, Blastocystidae. Gene Ontology annotation, cellular component: nucleus.